Molecule: messenger RNA, 5500 nt
Organism: Clunio marinus
Lineage: Eukaryota; Metazoa; Arthropoda; Insecta; Diptera; Chironomidae
Source: the annotation of a GenBank genome assembly
AAUGAAGAUGCAUUCCAAGAUGAUGGCUCUAAAAACCCAUUAAACGAUGAUGAUGACGAUUACGAACCAGGUGAUACAAAGAAGAAAUCAAAGAAAGGCAAAAAACGCAAGGCCAAAGGCGAAGAAAAAUCGAAAGGGAAAAAGAAGAAGAAACGUAAAAAGAAUGACUCAGAAGAGGAAGUCGAAGAACAAGCGGCUGAUUCCGAUGAAUAUUCGUCAAGUAAACGCGGUCGUAAAAAGAAAGAGCAUCGCGAUCGUGAAGAAAAAUCUUCAAAAUCAUCUCGUCAUCGUCAUGAACACGAGGAAGAAGAACCCAGUGCUGACGCUCCUUCAGUGGAACAAGUCUGUGAACAACUUCAAUUGAAUGACGUUGAAAUCGAAUUUACUGAAAGUCAUUAUCAAAAUUUGGUGACUUAUAAAAUGUUUACACAGUUUGUUCGUCCAAUACUGCAAAAGGAGAACCCAAAAGCAGCAAGCAGUAAAAUUAUGAUGCUCACUGCUGCCAAAUGGCGUGAAUUUUGUGAGGAAAAUCCAAAUUUACAAGAAGAAGAGACCGCCGUUGAACAAGAUGCUGACGAUCAAGAAAAAUCUGAAGGUGAGGAAGAAGAACCAGAAGAGGAGGAAGAAGAAGAACCCGAACUUGAGUAUCAACCCAAACCUUCACGUUCCCGACGUGCUGCUGAAAAGCAAGAAGAAGAAUCUGAAGAAGACGACAGUAAAAAGAAGAAACGAUCAUCAACAGCUCGCUCGAGCAAACGAGGUCGAAAACAAAAAGUUCCAACAUUGAAAAUUAAGUUUGGCAAGAAGAAAGAUCAAAGCUCGGACGAGGAAAAGGAAAGCAACGCUGCAAGUGAGGAACGCGACAGUGACGCUGAGUUUGAGAAAAUGUUGAUGAAAACUCCAGACGGAUCAGAUGAUGAUGACAGCAGUCGUCCAACGAUAUCAGCAGCAGCUAAAGGAGGAAAAGCGAAAGUUAAAAUAGGAAAUCGAGGAAAGAAGAAGAAGACAAAGAAACCAACUGGUGACAGUAUUGAGCAUCAAGAUUAUUGUGAAGUGUGUCAACAAGGAGGUGAAAUUAUUCUCUGCGACACAUGCCCCAAAGCGUAUCAUCUUGUUUGUCUCGAUCCUGAGCUUGAAGAAGCUCCAGAAGGCAAGUGGAGUUGUGCGACAUGUGAAGCUGAAGGUCCGCAAGUUCAAGAAGAAGAAGGCGAAGACGAACAUCAAGAAUUUUGUCGCAUUUGUAAAGACGGAGGCGAAUUGCUUUGCUGCGAUUCUUGUCCAUCAGCUUAUCACACAUUUUGCUUGGAUCCACCACUUAAUGAAUUCCCAGAAACAUCGUGGACAUGCCCGAGGUGCAGCUGCCCUCCAUUGCCUUAUAAAGUUUCGAAAAUAUUAAGUUGGCGAUGGACUGACGUUCCUAUCGAAGGUCCAUCAACAAGUUCAGCCACAACCGUUCGUCGAAGGGAAUAUUUCGUCAAAUGGCAGAAUCAAAGUUAUUGGAGAUGUGAUUGGGCGUCAGAAACUCAAAUGGAUGUUUAUCACAGCAUCAUGUAUCGAUCAUACAUUAGAAAGCACGACAUGGAUGAACCUCCACGUUUUGAAGAGAAUCUCGAUGAAGCUGACAAUCGCUACAAACGAAUCGAGCGAAUGGGUAAAAGUUCAAAAGAUGAACGCGGUGAAUUGGGAAUCGAUUUGGAAGAGAAAUAUUACAAGUACGGAAUUAAACCUGAAUGGCUCAUUGUUCAUCGUGUCAUUAAUCAUCGGACAAUGCGAGAUGGUCGCACAGUUUAUUAUGUGAAAUGGCGUGAAUUGCCAUACAUCGACUGUACAUGGGAAGAUGAAGAAGACGACGUUCCUGGCUUGAAAGCUGCCAUCGAAUUCUAUCAAGAUCAUCGCAAUUUCAGUCUUGAAGGUGGUUCAAGCAGCUCAAAGAAGAAGAAAAAAGGAAGACGCCGAACAAAAGACGACAUUGACGACGGAAUGGUUCGAAAAUUCACACCGCCACUCGACCGACCUUACACUGAUUUGAAAAGGAAAUUGGAUCAACAACCGGAAUAUUUCGACGAGACUGGAAUGCAACUUCAUCCUUAUCAGCUUGAAGGUAUCAAUUGGUUGAGGUAUUCAUGGGCAAAUGGAACUGAUACGAUCCUUGCCGAUGAAAUGGGUUUAGGCAAAACAAUUCAGACAGCAACAUUUCUAUAUUCGCUUUACAAGGAAGGUCAUUGCAAAGGUCCUUUCCUUAUCAGCGUUCCAUUGUCAACCCUCAUCAAUUGGGAGCGUGAGUUCGAACUUUGGGCUCCCGACUUUUAUUGUGUUACUUACAUCGGCGAUAAAGAAUCGCGAGCUGUAAUCCGAGAGAAUGAAUUAAGCUUCGAAGAAGGUGCCGGAGGCAAACGAGCUUCGAAAAUCCGCAGUGGAACGAUAAAGUUUAACGUUUUGAUUACGAGUUAUGAGCUUGUUUCCAUUGACAAUGCGUGUCUGCAAUCGAUUGACUGGAAGAUUCUUGUCGUUGACGAGGCCCAUCGCUUGAAGUCAAAUCAAUCAAAGUUCUUCAAGUUUUUGGCUAAUUACAGCAUUGACCAUAAAUUGCUGUUGACGGGCACGCCACUACAAAACAACCUUGAAGAACUUUAUCAUCUUCUGAAUUUCUUAUGUCGUGACAAGUUCAACGAUUUAACAGCUUUCCAAGCUGAAUUUGCUGACAUUUCCAAGGAAGAUCAAGUGAAGAAGCUUCACGACAUGCUUGGCCCUCACAUGUUGCGUCGUUUGAAAGCGGACGUGCUGAAAAAUAUGCCGACAAAAAGUGAAUUCAUUGUGCGUGUUGAAUUGUCGCAAAUGCAGAAAAAGUAUUACAAAUUUAUUUUGACAAAGAAUUACGAGGCUUUAAAUUCGAAAUCGGGAAGUGGUGGAAAUGCAUGUUCAAUGUUGAAUGUAAUGAUGGAUUUAAAGAAAUGUUGCAAUCAUCCUUAUCUCUUUCCGAGUGCAGCCGAAGAAGCUCCAUUAAGUGCAGGAGGUACUUACGAGUUUAAUGGAAUGGUUAAAGCAGCUGGAAAAUUGGAACUUCUUGAGAAAAUGUUGCGAGUGUUAAAGAAACAAGGACAUCGUGUGCUUAUUUUCUCCCAAAUGACAAAAAUGUUGGACAUUUUAGAAGAUUUUCUCGACGGUUCUGGCUACAAAUAUGAAAGAAUUGAUGGCGGGAUUACUGGAAAUCUUCGACAGGAAGCAAUCGAUCGUUUUAAUGCGCCCGGAGCACCUCAAUUCGUGUUUUUAUUAUCAACACGUGCCGGAGGCUUAGGAAUUAAUCUCGCUACAGCAGACACUGUCAUUAUUUAUGACUCCGAUUGGAAUCCACACAACGACAUUCAAGCCUUCUCUCGAGCACAUCGAAUAGGUCAGGCGAACAAAGUCAUGAUUUAUCGCUUCGUUACAAGAAAUUCUGUCGAAGAGCGAGUAACACAAGUCGCUAAGAAGAAAAUGAUGUUAACACAUCUCGUUGUUCGACCUGGUUUAGGUGGAAAAGGAACAAACUUAUCGAAGCAAGAACUCGAUGACAUUCUACGUUUCGGAACGGAAGAAUUGUUCAAAGAAGAGUCGAGCAAAGACGAAGCAAUUCAUUAUGAUGAUAAAGCUGUUGAAGAAUUGUUGGAUCGUUCCAACAAAGGCGUUGAAGAAAAGGAAAAUUGGGCUAACGAUUACUUGUCCAGUUUUAAAGUUGCUUCUUAUGCAACGAAAGAUCAAGAUGACGAAGAUGACGGAGUUGAACGUGAAAUAAUUAAACAAGAUGACAAUUCCGACCCAGCGUAUUGGGUGAAAUUGUUGCGUCAUCAUUACGAGCAACAUCAAGAAGACAUCGCAAGAACGCUUGGAAAAGGCAAGCGCGUCAGAAAGCAAGUAAACUACACUGACAAUGGAAUUGUGACAACGGAAGCAAGAGAUGAAGCUUGGCCUGAUGAUGGAAGUGCAUACAGUGACUUUUCGUCAGAUGAAAAUCGAGACGACAUGGAUGAAGAUGAAAUUGCAGCACGUUCGAGAAAUCGUGCCCGUGCGAGACAAGAACGUGAACGGCCGUUGCCGCCUUUGUUGGCCAAAGUUGCUGGUAACAUUGAAGUUCUUGGAUUUAAUGCACGUCAACGAAAAUCAUUCUUAAAUUCAAUCAUGAGGUAUGGAAUGCCACCGCAAGAUUGCUUCAGUGGCCAAUGGCUUGUGCGUGAUUUGCGUGCAAAAUCUGAACGUCAAUUCAAAGCUUAUGUUGCCCUUUUCAUGCGUCACCUUUGCGAACCUGGCGCAGACAAUUCAGACACAUUUGCUGACGGAGUUCCACGAGAGGGUUUAAGUCGGCAACACGUUCUCACGAGAAUUGGCGUCAUGUCAUUGAUUAGAAAGAAAGUUCAAGAGUUUGAGAAAGUGAACGGAUGUUAUUCAAUGCCCGAAAUUAUGAAUGGUCCAGUCUUGCCAGUGAAAAUUAAGAAGAAUGCUGAAGGUGCUGUUGGCGAAAAAUCAAAAGAAGAAAUCAAACAAGAAUCAGACAAAAAAGAAAUUGAAACAACUGAAGCUGAAAGCGAUGAGAAAGACACAAAGCUUGAAUCAAAGGAAGAUGUUGAUAAAAAAAUUGAUAACAAAGAUCCGGAGAUAAAAAGUUUUACGGAACUCCACACGCUUUGGUUGAAUGAAGAAAAAGUCGCUGUUCCAAAUCGCGUGUAUAAUAUUUGGCAUAGACGCCAUGAUUAUUGGCUUUUGGCUGGAACAGUCGCUCACGGAUAUGCGCGUUGGCAAGAUAUUUUAACAGAUCAACGUUUUGCUAUCGUUAAUGAACCUUUCAAAAUGGAUGCAGGCAAAGGAAAUUUCCUAGAGAUACGCAACAAAUUUUUGGCACGUCGAUUCAAGUUGUUAGAGCAAGCGUUGGUUAUUGAAGAACAACUCAGACGAGCUGCUUACUUAAACGGCACAAGCAAAGAGAAUCUCACUGACAAACAUCCUGGUGAUUUCGAUGCAGAAGCGUCAGAACCAGAACCACCACCGAAAUCAACUGCCAACAAUCCAACACUUCACAAAGUUUUAAAUCAGUUGGAAGAACUACUUACAGACAUGAAGAGUGACGUGUCGAGAUUACCUGCGACUCUCGCUAACAUUCCACCUGUCGCACAACGUCUCCAAGCUGCUGAAAAAUCGAUUCUUUCACGUAUCGCAACGAAUCCAAAGAAUUCGUCGAAUGCUGUAACGUCAAUGCCACUGUUCCCCAAUGGAUUCAAAGAUUCAACCAUUGCAGGCUUCUCAUCAUCAGAAAAUGCAGCAAACUUUACAAAUUUCCGCCCAGAAUUUUCCGUUCCGGGACAAAGACACGAAAGCGACUAAAGCAACACCAACUGCUGAUGAAUAUUUCAUUAUUUUUAUUUUAUGAAAUUUUAAUUAUCUGACUUCAUUCAUAUUUAAUUUUAAACUUUAAUGCAAAGGAACAAAAAUAAAAUCAUAAAUAGAAAUAAAAAGAUUAACUUGAAAGUGG